Trametes versicolor FP-101664 SS1 is the source of this 1349-nucleotide messenger RNA. RefSeq lists its product as uncharacterized. Gene Ontology annotation, molecular function: oxidoreductase activity. Gene Ontology annotation, biological process: deoxyribonucleotide biosynthetic process. The record is from RefSeq and is a predicted model, not a curated record. Bases 1 to 1287 code for a protein of 428 amino acids. Lineage: Eukaryota; Fungi; Basidiomycota; Agaricomycetes; Polyporales; Polyporaceae. The transcript has 5 exons.
AUGUCAUCCUCAUCGUACGACCGCACAAGCGCACCCUCAACGUCAGCGGCAGUCCAAGCCAAGCCUGUGCGAUACAGCGGCCCCUCGUCGUCGCCAAACGGCGGCGCACAUCUACCAAGCGUCUCGCCCUCUUCGCCAAGAAGUCCCAUUGCAAAGCACCGGCUCUCCAAGAGUGGGUCCCACCCCAAGCUUGGGGCCGUAGAACAGUGUGCUGCAACACCUCAAAACGAGGAAAACCCACAUGAGAGAUUUGUAGGGGAGGUGGACUUGCCUGAGUACCAAGAGCCAUUACUUACAGAGACUACUCGUCGCUUCGUUCUCUUCCCAAUACAGUACGACGAGAUAUGGCAAAUGUACAAGACCGCUCAAGCAUCCUUCUGGACGGUCGAGGAGAUAAACCUCUCCUAUGACCUUAUGGACUGGAGCGACAAGCUGAAUGACAACGAACGGCACUUCAUCUCUUACGUCCUCGCCUUCUUCGCCGCCUCAGACGGUAUCGUCAACGAAAACCUCGUCGAGCGGUUCUCCAACGAGGUGCAAGCCGCCGAGGCUCGUUGCUUCUACGGCUUUCAAAUCAUGAUGGAGAACGUACACUCCGAAACGUAUUCGCUGCUCAUCGACACCUACAUCCGCGACCCCGCGGCCCGCGCCUUCCUCUUCGACGCUAUCGAUACCAUUCCGUGCAUCAAGAAGAAGGCGGACUGGGCGCUGCGCUGGAUUGCAGACGAGCGCUCCGCGUUCACCGAGCGACUCGUCGCGUUCGCCGCGGUCGAGGGCAUCUUCUUCUCCGGGUCGUUCGCCGCUAUCUUUUGGCUGAAGAAGCGCGGCCUCAUGCCGGGGCUCACGUUCUCGAACGAGCUCAUCAGCCGCGACGAGGGCAUGCACACGGACUUUGCCUGCUUGCUGUUUCACCACCUCCGCCGCCGGGCGCACCCCAACCGGGUGCUGAAGAUUAUUAUCGAGGCGGUUGAUAUCGAGAAGGAGUUCCUCACAGAGGCACUACCAGUAUCCCUUAUCGGCAUGAACGCCGACCUCAUGUGCCAGUACAUCGAGUUCGUCGCAGACCGGCUGCUCGUCGCGCUCGGCAGCGAGAAACACUACCGCGCGACGAACCCGUUCGACUUCAUGGACAUGAUUUCGCUCACUGGCAAGACGAACUUCUUCGAGAAGCGCGUGUCCGAGUACUCCAUGGCCGGUUUCCAGCGCGGCGGCGCGCAGGACGGGCCUGGUCAGCCGCCCGCGGAGGGGCCUGCCAGCCGUCUCUUCACCAUGGACGAAGAUUUUUGAGACUAAUGAUCGCAUGUAUGCUAUAUCUUAUUCCUACUCCUAGUCAUAAGACCACACUACCC